UUCCCGAGAAAGGUAGAAGAAAAAGAACAAGGCGUCUUUGUCUUCUCUGUUCCUUCCUUCCUUCUUUAGAAAAGCAACGCUUCUCUUCUUCCUUUACCUUUGUGUGUCUUCCACAGCUUAAGCAAGGAUUUGAGAGAAGCACGGAGCGAAAGCGAGCAAUGGAGCCCUUCGCCUCCGCUCCUGCCGCUCCUGCCUCUUCGGUCGGCCUCGUCUCCCAUCUCUUAUCCACCAUCUUACUACAUUCAGACGGCGUCGCGAUCCAGCGCGCCAUAGAGUUCCUCCCUCGCCACCGGACCGAUGCGCUAUCGGUCUCGAUCGGGGACGCCUGGCGGGAGGUGCGGUCGUGGGCGCUCGCGCCGGUUCUGCGGGUUGCGAUCGUCGUUUGCUUGGUGAUGUCGUUGAUGCUGCUGGUCGAGGUGGUCUCUAUGGCCGUCGUCAGCCUCGCGAUCAAGAUCCUACGCCGCCGGCCAGAGUCGCGCUACUGCUGGGAGCCGAUCAAUGCCGGGGAUGAUCCGGAGUCCGGUAAUCUGGCUUUUCCGAUGGUGCUCGUUCAGAUUCCGAUGUACAACGAGAGAGAGGUAUACAAGCUGUCGAUUGGGGCCGCUUGCACUCUAUCCUGGCCGUCCGAUCGGAUCAUAAUCCAAAUUCUGGAUGAUUCCACGGAUCCAACGGUCAAGGGCCUGGUGGAAAUUGAAUGCAGGCAUUGGGCAAGCAAAGGCAUUAAUAUACACUAUGAAGUUAGGAAUAACAGGAAAGGGUACAAAGCUGGUGCAUUGAAACUGGGAAUGGAACAUAGCUAUGCCAAAGAAUGUGAAUUCGUUGCCAUUUUUGAUUCUGAUUUCCAACCAGAAGCUAAUUUUCUCAAAAAAACCAUUCCUUUUCUUGUUCAUAAUCCAAGGAUCGCACUUGUUCAAACACGAUGGCAAUUUGUGAACUUCAGUGAUUGCCUCAUGACAAGGAUACAAAAGAUGACAUUGGAUUACCACUUUAAAGUGGAGCAAGAAGUAGGUUCAUCCACCUUUGCUUUUUUUGGCUUCAAUGGGACUGCUGGUGUGUGGCGUAUAUCUGCAAUUAAUGAAGUUGGAGGCUGGAAGGAUAGAACCACUGUUGAGGAUAUGGACUUGGCUGUACGAGCAACUCUCAAAGGCUGGAAACUUUUAUAUGUGGGUGAUGUAAAGGUUAAAAGUGAAUUGCCCAGUACUUUCAAGGCAUACCGGCGCCAGCAGCAUCGUUGGACUUGUGGAGCUGCACACUUGUUCCGGAAAAUGGGCAUUGAAAUAUUGAAGGCCAAGGAAGUAUCAAUAUGGAAGAAAUUCCAUCUAACCUACAGUUUUUUCUUUGUAAGGAAGAUUGUAGCCCAUUUAGUCACAUUCUUUCUAUAUUGUGUCGUGAUCCCAACAUCUGUUUUGGUUCCUGAAGUCACCAUUCCAGCAUGGGGAGUAGUGUAUAUUCCUUCUACAAUUACCAUUUUGAACGCCACAAGAAAUCCUAGUUCCCUACAUCUUAUGCCAUUUUGGAUCUUGUUUGAGAAUGUCAUGGCCAUGCACCGGAUGAAAGCAACUAUAAUUGGUCUAUUGGAGGCUGGUACUUUUGACGAAUGGAUCGUCACAGAUAAGCUGGGAGAUACCCUCCAGGAUAAAAUUAGAAUCCCAUUACUAGAACAGGCUUCGACCAGUCUAAGGGACAGAUUGAACUUUCCAGAACUUGGGUUUGCUGCAUUCCUCUUUCUUUGUGCCUGCUACAAUCUUGCCUAUGAUCAAAACUACUACUAUGUUUAUAUCUAUGUUCAAGCUGUUGCAUUCUUGGUUGUUGGCUGUGGCUAUGUAGGAACCUUUAUCACAAACCCGUAGCUAUGCUGAUGCAGUUUUUUAUAUCUGGACAAAACUUUUUGAGGAUUACUGACUGGAAACCAUUUAUCCAGUCAUGAUUAACAUUGUUUAUGGAAGAAGCUCAGGAGAAUGUCUACCACUACAUAAUGACUUUGUACGAGAGGCAAAGUUUUUGGAAGCUUCAUUGUUUCAAUUUUGUUCAACAAUUGAAUUGCUCUGAUUCCUGUGAGUCAUAAGUUUCUGUUGUCGGGAUUAAACAGCAGAAAUUGUUUAGACACAUCAAACUUCAGCCGUUUGCUUGAAAAAAAAAACUUUUUAACUGAUUGCGUUAUGUUCCUUUUACUGCCUUGAAACAUUUUUAACAAUUUGUUCUGGUA
Zingiber officinale is the source of this 2206-nucleotide messenger RNA. Its product is annotated as probable glucomannan 4-beta-mannosyltransferase 4. The transcript is spliced from 10 exons. The record is from RefSeq and is a predicted model, not a curated record. Gene Ontology annotation, cellular component: Golgi apparatus. NCBI's taxonomy places the organism in Eukaryota, Viridiplantae, Streptophyta, Magnoliopsida, Zingiberales, Zingiberaceae. Gene Ontology annotation, molecular function: mannan synthase activity. Bases 159 to 1850 code for a protein of 563 amino acids.